Messenger RNA from Cyprinodon tularosa, 2292 nucleotides. RefSeq lists its product as uncharacterized. The record is from RefSeq and is a predicted model, not a curated record. Lineage: Eukaryota; Metazoa; Chordata; Actinopteri; Cyprinodontiformes; Cyprinodontidae. The transcript is spliced from 3 exons. The coding region runs from base 128 to 772 and encodes 214 amino acids.
UCAGCUGUAUAAGUGGUGAAAGGCGACAUAAUCUUCCCACAUUAAGAUCUGGACUGAGAUUGAGACACAUAUUAAGGGCCUGGAGACGCACUCAGUUGGAAGACAACUUAAGUUUCCUAGAAGCAGCAUGUUAAAUCCCCAGCAGCAAGGUGAGCUCCUCCUGCAUGAUCACCCUCCAGUAUUUGGGAAGCCGUGGUACUGGCAGCGCAGCAGCAGCACCAUGGAGAGCACCCGCAGCCUGGCACUGGUCAUAAUGGAGAUGCGCGACGAGAUCAAGAAGCUGGAGGAGGAGAACCGAGAGCUGCGAGGGGAAUGUGGUCAGCAUUCAGCAACAGGAGGACAAGCCAGCAAGGAGUCCAUCCCUGUAAUUGAGCAAAAGGAAAUGUUGGAAAAUCCUUAUGGCAACCUGAGAAGGAAUACGUCUGCGCCCGUCCUAGAGGGACAAUACAAGGAAAAUACUGCCAUGACUGUAAGAAGGUACUCCACAACCUCCAAACCCCCUGAACUGACAGAAAGAGAUCGUAGAAUUGACAAGAGCCUACAAAGUAACUCAGGUUGGGACAGACUACAUGAAGACGUGUUUGGAGAAGAAGAGGAUACCAACAGCCAGCACUCUCUGAAGGAUUUCAUCCAUAAAAACAGAGCCAAAGUAAAGACUGUGACCUUCCUUCUGCCAGUUGAUGAUAUUUACACCAGCCGGCCUGUUCUGACCAAACACCAAGAGGAGUCCAAAUUCACUGGCCUGGCUUCAAUAGCCGAGACAGAUUCUUGAAAAACACUUAAAAAUCUUGGGACGCAUCACUGGUAGAGGUUGAAAGUACAAACUGGAACUCUGCAGCCUCAUUUUUUUUCUUGCCCUCCUUAACUAGGUCACUUUAGAUUGGGCUCCUAAUGAGUAAGUAAGCAAACCGAUUUUUAUCACACCUGACCAAGAAACUGGAGUCUCUGAUUACAGGUGUUAUUUUCAUUUGGCCAUGGCAAUCUAUGCCUAGUCAACAGUGAUGAGACACGGGCCCCACUGCAGAAAGGAUCAGGUUUCCAGACUCCUCUCCCGGCCUGGGCUGUGGUUUCAGGGUGACACGUGUGGCAGUCCUUUCAGACUCAGCUUUGGUUGCUAACUCAGGCCAUGCAAGCAAUGUCCCAUUUUUUAUUUAUUUAUUCCUUUUUUUUUUUACAAAGUAAACUUAAAACAUAUAGCCAAGCUAAACUGUAACUCCUAUAUUUCAUUGUUCCUGAAGAUUUGCUAUAACCCACCUAAAUUUGAAAGGCUUAAACGCAGCAGCAAAUUGUGUCCAUGAUCAGGAAGCUUUUUCAAAAAUAACUCACACAUAUUAUCAAAAUUUUACUGUUUAAAAGCUAAAAAUAAAAUAUAAAAUGAUUGGUUUCCUUAAGAAAAAUUGAGCCACAUGUUUUUUUUUCUAAAUCAGAAUAUUUUUGUUGUUGGUAUAAAUAAAGAUUUUUAAUGUUCCUUAAUGCGUACUGUAUGUCUUUCACUGAAAUUAGAACUUUACAAAGUAUUUAGAUUCUAGUUGUUUAAAAAACAAGAGGUUUAUAUUAGGCUCAAACCUGAACAUAUUACUAUGUGAUUUUUGUAGGAUAUAGUCUUCUAUUAUAAGACACAACAGUUUGUGAUAUCAAAGAAAUUCUGCUUUGGUUUAAAGACAUUUUCUAUAUCUAAAGGAAUAUACACUAUAAAUUCUGUUGGAAUAUUUGCUAGAAUGUUUGGUGAAUAACCUUGGAGUAAAUAUAUCAUCACAUCUAAUUAAAAAAAUAGUACAAGUUGGCCUAGUCAAGUUUCUUGUUACGGCCAAAAUCACAUUUAAUUUCCAGUUAUUGCAUUUUCCAUGUUUGAAAUUUCAGUGUUUAGAUUUUCAGUGUCUUAAUUUUCAGUACCAGGACUAACAUUCAGUAUCAAUCCAAGCUGUCACUGAUUUAUCCAUUUUUAUUUGCAAAGUAUUUAGAUAACCAUGUAUCUUUGUCCCCCAAAUUAUUAUUUUUUGUCUAAUAGAUAAAGCCCACCAAAAUAUGUUGUUGUAAUAGGACAAAAUGUUCUUCAGAUUUAGAACUGACUUUGCAUUGGCAUUGUAUGAUUGGACCUGUUCUGAUUACUUGCUUCAGUAAGACCAUAUGUAAAAUGGACUUUACUAAAUCCAGCCACCUUACGGUGGCUUUGGCACGGCUUUGGCAUUUCAUCAAUCAUUCUAAAAAAAGGAUUUUUUAGAGGUUGAUUCAGGGCAGGCUUUUAAAAGCUGUUGCGUCACUUUUUUCCCCAUCAAAAGACUAUAUUUUAAA